Nerophis lumbriciformis (worm pipefish) is the source of this 2635-nucleotide messenger RNA. Its product is annotated as CCN family member 1-like. NCBI's taxonomy places the organism in Eukaryota, Metazoa, Chordata, Actinopteri, Syngnathiformes, Syngnathidae. Gene Ontology annotation, biological process: signal transduction; positive regulation of cell differentiation; cell adhesion. The record is from RefSeq and is a predicted model, not a curated record. Gene Ontology annotation, molecular function: integrin binding; heparin binding. Gene Ontology annotation, cellular component: extracellular region.
CCUGAAAGGGGACUGAAACUAUUUAGGACUGACCGCCAUUCAGUGGAUCACUGCUUGAGUUUAUAUUUAUAUUUUUGUGUAACAUGGAAUCUUUUCUGGGCCUGCUCAUAAUGACAACAGCCUUUAUCUCACAGGUGACGGCUAGUUGUCCGGCUGUGUGCGAGUGCCCUGCGGGACCCCCGAUAUGCCCACCCGGGGUUAGCGCUGUACCAGACGGCUGUGGCUGCUGCAAAGUAUGCGCUGCACAGCUUAACCAGGACUGCGGCCCCAUAAAACCUUGUGACCAUCACAAAGGGCUGGAGUGCAAUUACGGCAACGAUGUGACCGUGGCCUGGGGUGUCUGUCGAGCCAAAUCUGAAGGACGCACAUGCGAGUACAGCGGCAGGAUCUACCAGAACGGCGAGAGCUUCCAUGUUGGAUGCAAGCACCAGUGUACCUGCAUAGACGGCGCUGUGGGAUGUGCGCCUCUCUGCGAUGACAGGCUGCCUCCGGCCUCGCCGUCCUGCCCGUUCCCAAAGUUGGUCAGGAUACCCGGUCAGUGCUGCUUCACUGUGGACUGCCACAAAGGCCCUUGGGGCCUUCCUCCUAAACAUCACAAAAAGAUGUCCUUUCCAAAAAGACACCAAUCCAAACCGGAGCGUCACCCUGCCCUGCGACCUCGUGAAAAUGAUCCGCUCAUGGAGAACGACAUCACACCUCUCAGAACGAACGGCUGGGAAGGUGAACGAGGUUACAAUCACCUGCCAGUGUGGGGCCCCCUGAAGAAGUGUCCCAUCCUCACCACCGACUGGUCCCAGUGCUCGCGCAGCUGCGGUAUGGGCGUUUCCUCCCGCCUCUCCAACAAGAACCCUCAAUGCAAGCUGGAGAGGGAGACCAGACUCUGUACAGUACGGCCAUGCAACGCUGGGACUUUUCCAAGCAAGGCACAGAGAGGAAAAAGAUGCUCCACCGCCCAAAAAGCGCCGUCGCCCCAGCGCCUGUCCUUCGGGGAGUGUGUGAGCGUGCGUCUCUACCGCCCCAACUUCUGCGGCGUCUGUCCGGACGGACGCUGCUGCUCGCCACGCCGCACGCGCACCGUCCCCGUGACCUUCGCCUGCCCGGACGGCCAGCGGUUUCAGAGGUCAACCAUGUUCAUUCAGUCGUGCAAAUGCAGCGAGGACGCGAGCGGCCACCUGAACGACGUGGCGCUGCCGCCACGGCACUGGAUGUACGGAGACACGCACAAGUUCAUAGAUUAAUGUUUUUAUUGCGAUGGAUGGACGGCGGAAGAAAACGACGAGCCAACUUUUUUAUUUUUUUUCCCUCAUCUGGCUCCGAGUGAGUAAAGAGUGCGUACACACACCUGCCAACAAGCAGGGCGCCCCCUAGUUGUACUGCGUCCUUGUCAGACCUGGGAGCUAGAUUCAAAAACACUUCAGGAUCGCUUGUUCUGAUGCUAGUAUUUUGGGAGCUUGCAGACAGCAACAUGACCUUUGACACGGUGGCCACAACUCCAAGUCGCUCGACGCCAAAUCCCAUGAUGCAUUGGUCCCACUUGACAACCAGCAAAAGAACUCUUGAGGUUUUUGCAGGGAAUAAUGACUUUGACGCGGCAGUUUUGAAACACAGACUGCACUAGUUUCUGUAGAUUUUUUUUUUUUUCCCGCCGCUAGUGGUGGAACGUGUGACGCAUUUCUGCUCGAAAGUAGAGAUGUCCGAUAAUAUCGGACUGCCGAUAAAUUAUCGGUUUCAAAAAGUUAAAUUUAUGACUUUUUAAAACGCCGCUGUGUACACGGACGUAGGGAGAAGUACCUUUUUAAAGGCACUUCCUUUUGCGUGCCGGCCCAGUCUCACAAGAUCUACGGCUUUUCACACACACAAGUGAAUGCAAUGCAUACUUGGUCAACAGCCAUACAGGUCACACUGAGGGUGGCCGUAUAAACAACUUUAACACUGUUACAAAUAUGCGCCACACUGUGAACCCACACCAAACAAGAAUGACAAACACAUUUCAGGAGAACAUCCGCACCGUAACACAACAGAACAAAUACCCAGAACCCCUUGCAGCACUUACUCUUCCGGGACGCUACAAUAUACACCCUCCGCUACUCCCUAUCCCCCCGCCCAUCUCAACCCCCCCCACCCCAACCCCUCCCACCUCAACCUCCUCAUGCUCUCUGAGGGAGAGCAUGUCCCAAAUUCCAAGCUGCUGUUUAAAGGCAUGUUUAAAAAAAAUAAUGCACUUUGUGACUUCAAUAAUAAAUAUGGCAGUGCCAUGUUGGCAAUUUUUUUCCAUAACUUGAGUUGAUUUAUUUUGGAAAACCUUGUUACAUUGUUUAAUGCAUCCAGCGGGGCAUCACAACAAAAUUAGGCAUAAUAAUGUGUUAAUUCCACGACUGUAUACAUCUGUAUCGGUUAUUGGAAUCGGUAAUUAAGAGUUGGACAAUAUCGCAAUAUCGGCAAAAAAGCCAUUAUCGAACAUCUCUACUCGGAAGUGAAAAAACAUGGACUGCGAAUUAAAUUGGUUGUGUCGCAACUUGCUCAAAGUUACAUUUUUCAAAACAAAAAAGAACGCCACCGACGUUUUUGUUAUGUUGCAGCCUUAUUCCAAAAUGGAAUAAGUUCAUUUUCGUCCUCAAAAUUCUACACACAACAC